UUCUUGAAACAGGUUGAGCUGAUCUUCAACAUUCAGUCUAUCACAUACAACACAUCUGGGGCGUAUUAUAAAUGUUCACUGAAUCAUAGGAUCUGCUCUUUGAAUUUGUUCUUAGAAAGGACCAAUGUUGCAAUUCUUACAACUCCAACUCCUGAUCCAGUAAAAUCUUCACUGUGACUUUUUAACAUAUUGCAUGAGAUGCUUUUUUUUUUUCCAAAAAAUUGCCUGUUUCAUUACUAUGAGAUUUAAAUGAAUAUAAAUAUACAAGUAUCUAGCUCACACAACCAUGCACCUAAUUAUUGCCUGAUUGAUUCUUGAUUUUGUUCCAGCGGCAAGGGAACUUUGUGACCAAUACUAGAGUUAUUGUAACGCAGAAUAUAGAAUAUGGCUCUAAUCAUUUUAUGAGAACCCAUUCUUUUAUUGCUGAGACUUAUUAUUCACCAUGGUGAAUUGGAUAUUUUAACUCCAGGAGCAAAGUUCAAUCUGUCAAUUUACUAGUGAAAGAUCAAAUGCAGUGUAUAACUUGUGUGUUGGAAGUGAUUAUUAGAUGUUGUCUCUUUAUUCAGAGUAUGCAGAUUGAUGAAUGGUACGUUAAGCUGACAUAUGGGCCUCGAUGGCUGACUUAUUUUGUUGGAUCAGGUGUGAUGACUAUACUAAUUUUUGUGGGGUUCCAAGUAUUUAGCACCUCACAGAAUUACUCUCAGGAUGGUACUGCUCAUCAAACAAUAAAUACCACAACGGAGAGGAGCCCCCUGCUCUCUAACAAGGAUGAUGAUGAUCGGAGCUUAGGAUCAUCAUAUGAAUCUGUUUCCCACGACGAGGAAGAUAUCAAUGAACCUCCUGAGGCAGGAUCAGACCUGCCCAAGGACAGUGAAAUUGGCAACUUCCAACACCUCUGCACCAUUUGCUGUGAUGUUCACAGAGACUGUUUUUUUCUUCCUUGUGGGCAUUGUGUAGUGUGCUUAGCCUGUGGAACAAGGAUCUUGGAUGAGGCUGGCACAUGUCCAAUCUGCCGGAGGAAGAUAAAGAAAGUAAGGAAAAUCUUUACUAUUUGAGUUCCAUAUAGGAUGAAAAGCAAAGGAAACAAAUCCUACUUACCUAAAAGGUAGAAACUACGCAUUAUCUUGGGAGUAAAAUAUCUAUCGGUCUGAUACUUUUAUUUUUGUCAGAUCAAAUGAAAACUCACAGUGAGUUUAAUCCUAGCAGUCUUUGCCCUCUUGUACGCUGUUAUUAUGAUUCUGCUAGAAGAAUUGUGUAGUUGGAACUUAAACAGCCUUGUCUUAUCUAUUUCUGUGGCUCUACAUUGUGUCAGUUCAAUAGUUAUCAUGCAUCAAUUGUUGCUUCUUGUUCAUUUACCAUCUUUGAAAGCUUGUUGCUCUAAUGGUCGACACACUUCGAAUACAUUCCUAUGAGCUCUGACAUUGUGUUAAACACAUUGCCAUACAUGCCAUUGCCAGAUUUUCUCUAAAAAUUACCACAAUGUUUAAAACAUAAAAGCUGCAAGUGCCCCAUCAUUAGUAGUUAAAUUCCAAAUGUUUAAUUGAUCGAUGGUGUAGUAAAAUCUAAUGUCCAGAUUCUGUUUCCUUUCCGAUAAAGUGAGAAACGCGUGAAAAUAAUGAAGGACUGGAGCAAAGCCGAGCAGAUAAAUUUUAGAAGUACAUUUAAUAGAUUGGAGCGGAAUUUCUUGACUUGGCUUUUUAAACGCAUCACUCUUUUUUAAGUAACUCUUUUCAUCCCUUCAAAAAAAAAAAGGCAUAAAGGAAGGAUUUUUAGACCGCUGCGCCGAUCUCAUCCCUUCUCGCUUCGCGAUUGCUCGAGGCAGCUGGAUCAAGAUGUCGUCCCCCAGCAAGCGCCGCGAGAUGGACCUGAUGAAGCUGUAGAUCUUUUGAACAACGAACGGAUGAUGAAUGACUACAAGGUGGAGAUGGUGAACGAUGGGAUGCAGGAAUUCUUCGUGAAUUUCCACGGCCCCAACGAGAGCCUUUAUCAAGGAGGGAUCUGGAGGGUAAGGGUGGAACUGCCAGAUGCAUAUCCUUACAAAUCUCCAUCCAUUGGAUUUGUCAAUAAGAUAUAUCAUCCUAAUGUGGAUGAAAUGUCUGGUUCAGUUUGUUUGGAUGUAAUCAACCAAACUUGGAGUCCCAUGUUUGAUCUUGUUAAUGCAUUUGAGGUUUUCCUUCCGCAACUUCUUUUAUAUCCAAAUCCUUCAGACCCAUUGAAUGGGGAGGCUGCAGCAUUAAUGAUGCGGGAUCGACCUGCUUAUGAGCAGAAAGUGAAGGAAUACUGUCAGAAAUACGCAAAGCCUGAAGACGUAGAGGCUCCUCAAGGAGACAAAUCAAGUGAUGAAGAGCUGAGUGAAGCUGAAUACGAUUCUAGUGAUGAACCACUGGUCGGGAAACCUGAUUAGCACUGUCUGUUGAUUGUACAUUUUCUCUGGUGAAAUUUUUUUAUAAAACCGAAUCAAUCAACUGCAAGUUUAAUAAACUGGAUCCGGAGUGAAAAAAAAAAUGCAAGCACACCCUUGAAUUUGAUCA
This is a messenger RNA of Zingiber officinale, 2531 nucleotides long. Its product is annotated as ubiquitin-conjugating enzyme E2-23 kDa-like. The transcript is spliced from 8 exons. Gene Ontology annotation, cellular component: nucleus. Gene Ontology annotation, biological process: protein polyubiquitination; ubiquitin-dependent protein catabolic process. The record is from RefSeq and is a predicted model, not a curated record. The coding region runs from base 1901 to 2404 and encodes 167 amino acids. NCBI's taxonomy places the organism in Eukaryota, Viridiplantae, Streptophyta, Magnoliopsida, Zingiberales, Zingiberaceae. Gene Ontology annotation, molecular function: ubiquitin conjugating enzyme activity.